This is a messenger RNA of Neurospora tetrasperma FGSC 2508, 3402 nucleotides long. RefSeq lists its product as uncharacterized. Bases 1 to 3189 code for a protein of 1062 amino acids. Gene Ontology annotation, molecular function: serine-type endopeptidase activity. The transcript has 6 exons. The record is from RefSeq and is a predicted model, not a curated record. Gene Ontology annotation, biological process: proteolysis. Lineage: Eukaryota; Fungi; Ascomycota; Sordariomycetes; Sordariales; Sordariaceae.
AUGAAGCCACUGGAUCGACACGAGGGUGACUCCGACAGCGACGACACAAAUAGCCAGCCAGAUCAAAGUGAUCGGAGCAGCAGUGAUUCUGCCUCCGAAGGCGGGGGCGAUCCCGUUUAUUUCCCCGAAGAAGAAACACCGGUACCACAAGCAUCAACCGACCCGACCACGCUCUGGCAGAACAUCACCAAUGAUCCAGAUUUGAGGAAGCUUCUGAAGGAUUGGGAUGAGGUGGAGAAAACAGGCAAGUUGGAAAAGGACAACAGUCAGAACCAGCCGGCGGAACUCGCCACGCCAGACCAAGCAAAGUUGGAGGCUCUUCGACAUGAGAAAGAAGAGUUUUAUCGUCCCGAAAUAACGAAGUGCAUCCAACAGUCAUUCAUCCACACUGUCAUGGAACAUGCAACCGCGACGACUUUACAGAUGACAUUAUUCCUCCUGGGUCUUAUUCUGGAGCAGGAGCCUGAUCAAAUCUGUUCAUCACGCCAUGCUAUUCCCAUACUACACCAAGCCAUAGAUGUUGAAGUGAACAAGGAACCGGUCCGCUUUAGGGGGUUCACAAGUCGAAUUUGCAAGCUGGUUGAUGAUUCAAACCGGAGCGCCGCAAUUGCUAUGAGGAAUGCGAAAGAGGAGAACUGCCUUCAUCUUGUUGUUCGUCACAACAUCCACGACGCUAAAGGCAUCAUCUCUUCUGUCAGUCCGAAUUCACAACCGAACGCAUUCACGCAGAGACGCAAAUCAGCCGCUAAAUUGGAGAAUGGGAACACGCCACUGCACGAUGCACUACACUUCGAAAGACUCGGAAGGCGCACCAUUCCAUGUCAGACGAAAGAACUCAAGCAAUCAGAUUGGUGUGACGAAUGCAAAAGGGCCGCAAAAGCGAACAAGUACCUUCCCGAGUUCAAAGGGUACUAUCACGGCAUCAUUAAGGAGCUGGUAAAAGGAUACCCCGACGUACUAAAACAACACAAUUCUGCAGGACACCCUCCUUACACUUUCCAUCUGGAAACGAGAACGCAGAGUGUUGAGAGCUUGAAGAGACUGUCCCAGGACCCACCGACAGCAACAACAACUCUCACCAACAGCAAGAACAAAGGGGCUGACGGCCAGGCCAGCCGACCUAAAGCGAAAGGCAAAUCAGGCAAUGAUUUCAAGCUUGGUCCCCGAGCUAAUAGCUGGAGGCUCGACAAACCGCCGGAAAAAGAUCAUCCCAACGAACCCAUCAAUUCCAAAACACGUACAGAAGAAAAGCACAUGGGCACCACGGCUAAGGAUCCGAACGCAGACGAAGAUGGGCAGAAAGAAUCCGAGGGAGCAAUUGAGAAGCACAAAGAGCCAUGGCAGUAUGAUUCAGGCUCUUUGGAGAACUCGGGAAGAAUUGUCAGUUACCUGGAGAACAACAUCCAUGAUAUGUCUGGAGGCUACGAAGACAUGAUUCGCUGUUUUUUUCAAGAUACCGACACGAGGAAGACCGAGGCGCAGAAUAAACAAUCCAGACCAAAGGACUGCGUCUUUCGGCUCCCGACGCGGGUUACGCACAGAACAACCAACAAUUAUGACUUCUUGAAGUUUGAAUCUCGCCUUGCGCUAGUGUCUCUGAGCCUCCGCCCCGAACUACUGGACAGCUCUAGUAACGUGGUACAGUCCAAAGACCAGCUCAAGACCAUCGCAGACAAUGACGCAGCAAACAUCAUCAAAGUUUUUCGAUGGCUCAAGGACAAAGGAGUCACUAAGAUCCUGAAGCUGGUGGUUGACGACAAUCCUGAUCGGGUUUGCAGCGAAGAGGCAAUCGAAAAGUGCCUCGAGUGCAUGGAUGAGAUCCGAUUUCUGGACUGGGAUAGACCAGACCUGGCUGUGCCCACCAUUAAGAAAGCUCGACGUCUAAUCGAGCUAUCCCUCUACUCGACUGGAACGAACGCUGUUCUGCAUCACUGGUCAGACCAGAACGGCCUGGUCCAACUUCCCAAGUUAAGAAAGAUCGUCGUGAGAGCCGAAGAGGGGCUUGAGACUCCUCAGCGUAACAUUGAUAACCUCGACAAGUUCAAGAAAAGACUCAAAAAGCGAUUUAAGACGGACAAGGGGCAGGAGAUUGAUGUUGUAAUUGACAAAACUGAUAUGGAAGGUUCGGGUAAUACACCAUCUGGCAAGGACAAGUCUCAAGGUUCUCCGACCAAAGCCUCAAAACACGCGGGAUUCGAAGCGGCAGGAAAAUUUGCGCUGGCUCUCAAAAACAUGCAGCGGGCAAUCAGCACCGGGAGGAAAGUUAAGGUGGCCCUGAUGGAUGAUGGCGUCAACCCUGAAUACAGCGACUUGGGUACCCAUCUUGCCUGCAAUGGCUUUCCGCAAAGCUCCUUAGACGGCCGUCUCGCCCCCUUCUACACCUCAACAAAGGGACAUGGUAGCAAGAUGGCGUGGAUUAUAUCUAGUCUUUGCCCGUUCGUGGAGAUCUUGGUGGCGAAAAUCGACAAUCAAGAUCAUCCAGGUGACCUUCCAAAUCCCGAGCUAGAAGUGGACCAAGCAGUCUCGGCAGUCAGAUGGGCACUGGACGAAGGUGCGGAUAUUAUCUCAAUGAGCUGGAACUUCAAAGUGACACCUGAAGUCAUAGACGAAGCUGAAUUGCUCAGGAAGAUGCUCGACAAAUCCACAGCCGUGGUGUACUGCGCAGCUAGGGACAACAGAGGCAGUGACCCGGCCGACACGCGAUACUAUCCAGCCGAGUGCGAAACGUCACAGAAGGAGUCUCUACGAAAGAUCGGUGCGGCCACCACCUACAACUUGCCACAAAAGUAUGUUACGCCUGACAAGACCGACUACAUAUUCCCAAGCGAGAACGUCCUUCCUGGUGCGGCUGAUUCCGAUGGUGGUAACUCGGUGGCCACCGCUGUAGCCGCCGGGGUAGCUGCCCUAGUGCUUCAUUGUCUUCGAGAGGACAAAGCUCUGGAUCGACUGGUGAAAUCCGUCACACCAGCCAAGCUCCUAAACAAGGUUUUCACCAAGUUGCAAGACUCCGGCACCAAAUACGUCGACCUGGCGGAACUAUUCACAUGCAAAACUGGCGAAGUUCCCAAUCCUAGACUCCUCGUGAACAGGGUACUCGUGCAUGCCGGAUUGAUACAUCCGGAUGUGGAAAGCUCUGUGUUGAGAGAGACUUCUCACAAUAAGACGGACUUCUCUAGUUACCUUGGGUAGAAGAACACGGGAAGGGCUCUCAAUGCACGGACAUAUUUGGAUAGUAACCUGAGUAUCGAUGGGUCCUACUCAUAUGAGAGAAUACCAGAACCUCGAAAUGGCUGCGAGUAGAUGUCCCAGGGCAGGAGUGAAAGGUACUACAAAAAAGAGGGGGGCCCCGAUGUACCUCAAACAGUGCUUUCCAACAUCUGACUGAUGAGAUAAUCUGCCCUU